This is a messenger RNA of Selaginella moellendorffii, 1977 nucleotides long. RefSeq names its product pentatricopeptide repeat-containing protein At1g03540-like. Lineage: Eukaryota; Viridiplantae; Streptophyta; Lycopodiopsida; Selaginellales; Selaginellaceae. Gene Ontology annotation, molecular function: RNA binding; protein binding. The transcript has a single exon. The record is from RefSeq and is a predicted model, not a curated record. Gene Ontology annotation, biological process: RNA modification. The coding region runs from base 1 to 1977 and encodes 658 amino acids.
AUGUAUGGAAACUGUGGGAGCAUCCAAAAUGCAGCCCAAGUUUUCCACGGGAUCAUAAACCCCGACCUCUUCUCGUGGAACAUAAUGCUCAAAGCCUAUGCCCAGAACGGGUGUUUGUGUGAUGUUUGGAACUUGUUCACUAGAAUGGGACAGAAAGACGUAUCCUCGUGGAACAAACUUCUAACUGCGUGCGCAAAAUAUGGAACCGUUGAAACCGCUCUGCUUGUCUUCAAGAAAAUUCCGGAAAGGAGUGUCGUUUCGUGGGGGUCAAUAAUGAAUGCAGUUGCCGCGCCCGGGCAUUGUAUACAACAGGUACAAAAGCUUUUUGACGAGAUGCCUCAGCGAGAUUUUGUCACUUGGACUGCAUUUCUCAAUGCACUUACUCGCGAGAGUUCUUGCUCUAUAGUGGAUGCUAAGAGAGCUUUCGAAAAAAUGCCAGCACAUGGGAUUUAUCCAUGGAACAUAUUGCUUCUGGGUUACAUCAUGGGCUCUCAAAGUCAAGUCGCUCUGGAUCUCUUCUCAAAAAUCACUCAAGAGAGAUCAUCCAUGGUUGACGAUCGAACUUUUGUGGUUGGUUUCAAGGCUUGUGCUCGAGUAGCACGAGAGUCUCAUGAGGAAGGACGGAGCUCUUGUAAGUUUUUGGAAACUGGCAUGGCUUUGCAUGCUAAAGCACUCAACUUCGGCUUGGACUGCUGCUCCAAUCUCUUCCUGGCUAGCACACUGAUCGACAUGUACUCGAGCUGUGGGAGCUUGAUCGAUGCUCGCCGGAUCUUCGAUCGAAUGCACAGCCACGAUGUCGUCUCCUGGAACGCGCUACUUAUGGCCUACGCUCAAAACCACGAAGAAAAAUGCGCUCUCGAUCUACUCGAGCUUAUGACGUGCUCGCCGGAUCGACUCACAUUCGCUGCUGCCGUAAGAGCCUGCUCGAGCCUUGCUGUGAAAGAAGCCGGCCAGGAAAUCUCAGCCAAGAACGUCAAGAUCGGUAGCCUCAAGCGAGGACUCGCAGUUCACUCCCUGAUCGUCCGCAGGAGUGGCGGAGGGGUGGAACUUAUAGAUUCGCUUCUAGCUAGCAGCUUGAUCGACAUGUACUCCAAAUGUGGGAGUAUGAUCGAUGCACGGAGUGUCUUCGAUCGAAUUCCAAUCCAUGGAAGCUCCAUCGACGACGCUGCUGUACUGUGGACCUCGCUCUUGCUGGGAUACGCUGAGAGUGGCGAGGGAGAGAUCGCAGUGGAACUCUUUUGGAAGCUCCAAGAACUUGGGGAUCAAGGGGGAGAGACCUUCCGCGAAUCAAUAUUUCUCGCGGCGAUCAAGGCUUGUGGCAGCAUUGCCAGAAGCCCUUUGCGAUCGAUCCAUGGCGAAGCUUGCCGGCAAGGAAUGAUCCACGGUCAAUGUGGUCAAUGGGACGACGCGCUCGAGACGGCCCUGGUUGACUGCUAUGCAAAGGCCGGCGACUUGAAAGAUGCCAGGAGAAUCUUUGACUCGUGCAAAAGAAAUCCAGUGACGUGGAACGCACUCAUUGGUGGCUAUGCCCGCCACGGCGACGUGAUUCGCGCGUUUGAGCUCUUCUUCCAGAUGGGCUCUGAGGGAUUGGCGCCGGAUAGUGUGACCCUCCUUUCGAUUCUCACGCUAUGCAACCAUACGGGGCUGGUUGAUCAAGGGAAGAAAAUUUUCGAGGCAAUGAUCUCGGCUGGUAGUGGAAUUCAGGUUGGGAUUGAGCACUACCACUGCGUGAUCGAUCUCCUGGGCCGCUCCAAUCGCAUCAGUGAGGCCGUGGCGAUGAUCCAGUCGAUGCCAUUCGAGCCCAAUGCAGUGACGUGGAGAACACUGCUGAGUGCGUGUGGGAAGUGGAGGAACCGAGAAAUCGCCCGCGAUGCAUUCCAAUCUCUCAUGAAGCUGGAUCACCGGGACGCUGCCGGGCACGAUCUAAUUACUAAGCUCUUCCUGACAAAUCAAAUUUCAAAUCUUCUUAGCAUUUAA